Molecule: messenger RNA, 1083 nt
Organism: Gastrolobium bilobum
Lineage: Eukaryota; Viridiplantae; Streptophyta; Magnoliopsida; Fabales; Fabaceae
Exons: 9
Biological process (GO): DNA repair; DNA recombination; DNA replication
Cellular component (GO): nucleus
Molecular function (GO): DNA binding
Source: RefSeq, a predicted model, not a curated record
AUGAGUUCAAAAUAUGAUUUUCUGAAGGAUGUUAAUCCUGCCAAGGAGGACUGGAGGAUUAAGGUGAAGGUGGUUCGGACUUGGAAAGUUCCUAACUUUCAGCGUAAAAAUUUGGAGGACAAUCUUGAAAUGGGUGGUAGGAUCCACGCCACUGUCAAAGACGUCAUUGGUUUAAUCUCAGGAAUUGGGAAAGUUUGUGAUCGUGUGGUUUCUGGUAGGAAGACAAAAAUGGUGGUGUUGGAGCUUGACGACCUGAGUCUCUCGAUUGAUGGUGUGGAAAGUAGUACAAGAAUGACUCAAUUGUCUACUCAGUCAUCCUAUUCUUUCGAAAAUGAUUUUCUUAAGGAGACUGAAAAAAAGUCUAUCAGUGAUGUGAAACUUUGUGUUGAUGUAACUACCUGCAUCACAUACAGGACUAUAAAGGCAAUUGAGAGCAAAUACAACUGGUGGUACAAGUCAUGCAAAAAGUGUCCAUUUUCCGUUUAUGAGAAUUUUGAGAAGUGGUAUUGUAAGAACUGCCAAAAACAUUGGGAAGAUUAUUAUCCGAGAUUUAGUGUUCAGGUCAGAGUUGUGGAUAACACAGAUUCCGCAUCCUUUAUUCUGUUUGAUCGCGACUGUGUGUUUUUGUUGGGAAUGGGUGCUGCUGAAUUGCGCGAGCUGCAUUUCAAGAGGGGUGCCGAUUUGGAUCAAUUUCCAAAUGAGUUAAAUGUUCUGAAUGAAAAGUCAAUGUUGUUCAAGAUAAAUGUUAAGCAAAAGGAUUUGAACACAAAUAGUGAGCCCAAAUAUCAAGUUUCCAAAAUUUGUAUCAGCGAAGACAUAAUCUCAGCGUUCAUUAAGUCUCUUAUAGAUCUAAAUGAUGAAGCAAAUUUCGAUAAUGCACGCGAAAAUGAAGUUGUUUCGUCGGAACUGGAAAAGGCUGCGGAUGUUGAAAGUCAGACCUGUGACAGUGCUGACGUUAGUGAUGUCUCUCUGACGAUGUUGACACCUGUGCUCACUUCUCAUGAUUCCAUUGCUGGAGAAUUUAAAUUUUCAGUUGUUCGGCCGACAAAGAAAAUAAAGCUUGUAAAGGAGUUACGUACUGUG